AUGACACAUUCACAUAUCUCAUUGGGAAUGAUCCCAUCACUACUACUUCUAUUCGUGUUAUUGAUCAAUGUUCAUACAACAUCAGGACAGAACCUAAACAGUAAUGAAUUGGAGGCAAUCAGAUGGAUUGGAGCUCAAUUCAAACUUAACUGGAACUUAUCUGCACUCACAUGUCAGUCCAUAUCACCUGAUGUCAUUUGCAAUACACUCAACAAUGCAAGUGUCACUCAGAUCAUAUCAACUAUUCAAGUACCAGUGUCACAGGCCAUUCCACUGCCAUUGCCAGAGUUGCAACUGCCCAACCUUGUAAAGUUCAAUCUCGUAUUCAACUCCAACUACUCAGUCGGGAAUGAUUCCUUGAGUGUGAUUGAAUUGUUGGACAAUCCAUCAAAUACCAAACUGGCAUACAUCAAAUUGGAAGGCAAUGCAAACAAUCCAGUAACGUUCUCAUCAAAUUAUCCAGUGUACAAUCCAAUCGUUUCAAUUGAGAUCAAGAAGACUUAUAUAUAUUCGAAUAUACCACUGUCAUUGUUCAAGCUGCCCAAUCUUACUGUUGUCGACUUCACCAACAACAUCUACGCCAUGUUCCCCUCACUCAACUUUGAUCCAGCUAUUCAGAACUUCCCCAAACUGACCAUGUUAAAUUUGGAGUACCCUCCUGGACAGACAAUACCUUAUACAACAUUCAGUCUCUCAUCCAGGUAUCCAUCAUUAAAAAGUUUGAUGUUGUUGAACGUGACUGUGACAUUGGACAUCUCGCCAAACACCAGGACUCUCUCAUUCGCAGGACAGACAACUACAUACACGCCCAACUCACUCAAGAUGACGGUGGACAUUAGUGGAUGGUCGUUCAAGUCCAACUUGAACACGCUGCGUGUUGUUAUGCAGAAGGACGGCUCGCUCAACAAUGCCACCAAUGUGUGCGCUGGCUCACAGAGUGUCGUGGAGAUUGACAAGCUCAAUAAUGUCCAAUUCCUCAAGGUGACCAACAAGAAUGGUGUUGAACUGUUUGGUCGAUUCUUGCCCUUUGCCUUGUCCGAUGGCAGACCAUCAUUCUCUCGCAAUGAGAUCAUCAACACAACAGACACCACAACAUUGAUUGGAAUCAAUUUGCCACAAUGCCAACAUUGUAUAAUUGAUCCAGACUUCUCCGUACUUGUGGAUCAGGACACCCGUGAUGCCUGUGCAGAUCGCUCCAGCAGCUCCAACAAGUGGAAGAUACCAGUGAUCGUUGUAGUCACAGUAGUUGGUGUGGCAAUCAUUGUUGCCGCUACAUCAAUAAUCAUCAAGAAAAAGUUGAGAGGUAGACGAAUGAUAGACAUGAUCAAGAUGAACAAAAAG
This is a messenger RNA of Acytostelium subglobosum LB1, 1341 nucleotides long. RefSeq lists its product as hypothetical. The transcript has 6 exons. The record is from RefSeq and is a predicted model, not a curated record. Lineage: Eukaryota; Evosea; Eumycetozoa; Acytosteliales; Acytosteliaceae. The annotation marks the transcript as partial.